Gigantopelta aegis is the source of this 474-nucleotide messenger RNA. RefSeq names its product acid-sensing ion channel 4-A-like. The transcript is spliced from 4 exons. The coding region runs from base 1 to 474 and encodes 157 amino acids. Gene Ontology annotation, biological process: sodium ion transport. Gene Ontology annotation, molecular function: sodium channel activity. The record is from RefSeq and is a predicted model, not a curated record. Gene Ontology annotation, cellular component: membrane. Lineage: Eukaryota; Metazoa; Mollusca; Gastropoda; Neomphalida; Peltospiridae.
AUGGAGAACUUCUGUCAGAUAAGAACGUUAAGGAGUUCUACAGACGUGUGGCUCACCAAAAGCACACGCUCAUUAACAGAUAAAGAUGGUGGAUUGGACCUGAUGCUGUUUGUUGAGCAGUACGACUACAUGCGGGGACCUCAGACCUCAGCCGGGGCUCUUGUCGUCAUCACUGACCAAAGCGAAACCGAGGCUUUAGCAAAGGAACAGGGCAUCGGGGUGAACGUCGGUCAGUCUGUGUCUAUUGGUCUUCAAAAGAGUGAAGUCUUCGAACUUCCCCAUCCAUACGGCUCAUGUGGAAUUACUGAGUUGGAAAACUACCCUGAUGACGUCCCUUACACCUACCAGAAAUGUCAACUCAACUGUCUGACGUCAUUCAUCAAGAGGACGUGUGGCUGUGUCUGGAUAAUGGAUUUUCAAAAUUCCAUACUUUUCAAGGUUUUCCAGACUGCGUACGAACCGUGUUCACAAUAG